This is a messenger RNA of Toxotes jaculatrix (banded archerfish), 6935 nucleotides long. RefSeq names its product pleckstrin homology domain containing, family M (with RUN domain) member 2 (gene plekhm2). Gene Ontology annotation, biological process: positive regulation of membrane tubulation; regulation of protein localization; Golgi organization. The record is from RefSeq and is a predicted model, not a curated record. Gene Ontology annotation, cellular component: endosome membrane. NCBI's taxonomy places the organism in Eukaryota, Metazoa, Chordata, Actinopteri, Toxotidae. Gene Ontology annotation, molecular function: kinesin binding. Bases 539 to 3628 code for a protein of 1029 amino acids. The transcript is spliced from 20 exons.
CACUGACAGUGGGAGUUCAGUGCACAGCAUUUAGGGCAGUAGCACAAAAAGUUUGAUGUUAUAAGCUAAGUAGGCGAAUUCGCGAAAAGGCCACUCAGAGUCGUUCACGAUAGCUAACUAGAGUUAGCUAAAAAAAAACGGAGAGCAUGAUAAAUAAAUUGCUGCUAAAAGUUACCAAUGGUUGGACUCUAAAACUUGCUAGCCACCCCCGGCUUGAGUAGCGUUAAAAAAAAGUCAAGUGGCUACAGCUAACGCGAAGCUAGGCAAACAUUACUUGGCUAACCGGAUCCGUUGACAAAGGUCGACAUAUCACGCUGCUUUCCCGACGUUAAAAUGACGGUUGUGAACUAGCGGUGCUGUCAAAGAAAUCAGUGGGUACAGCUGACAACCAUAGCUGUGUCUUUAGUUUGUGAGCCAGCUGCACUGGAGGGCAAGAUCAUGUUAGCUAGCUAGAGCGGGCGGUGUUAGCUUUAGCAAAACAAGAGCUCUUCUUUGGGAGUCAGCUGACAACCUGCUGUAAGCUGCCAACAGACCAGUGAUGGAUCAACUGAAAGUAAAGGAUCGCAUAUUGGAAAACAUCUCCCUGUCUGUCAAGAAGUUGCAGAGUUACUUUGCGGCCUGUGAAGAUGAGACUCCAGCUAUCCGGAAUCACGACCGGGUCCUGCAGCGGCUCUGUGAACACCUUGACCAUGCUCUCCUGUAUGGGCUUCAGGACAUCUCCUCAGGCUACUGGGUUCUCGUCCUUCACUUCACCAGGAGAGAGGCUGUCCGUCAGAUAGAUGAACUUCAGCACAUAGCAACCAACCUUGGACGAAGUCGAGCAUGGUUAUACCUGGCACUGAGUGAGAGCUCUUUAGAGAGCUACCUGCGUCUCUUCCAGGAGAACCAAGGAUUACUGCAGAAGUAUUAUUUCAAGAACGCUCUGGUCUGCAGUCAUGACCAUCUCACACUCUUCCUCACGCUGGUGUCUGGCCUGGAGUUCAUUCGCUUUGAUCUGGAGCUGGAUGUCCCCUACCUGGAUGUGGCCCCCUACAUGCCAGAAUACUACAAACCCCAGAACCUGCUGGACUUUGAGGAAAGGCUUCCCAGUUCAGACAGCUUGUCCCUGCACUCCUUUACUUCCCUCACCUCCACCAACUUGGAGUGGGAUGACAGUGCCAUAGCCCCCUCCAGUGAAGAUUAUGAUUUCGGUGACAUCUUCCCUGUGUUGCAGUCAUUGCCAAGUGCAGACUGGGAAGAGGGUGACCUGACCGACCAGGCCAGCUGCCCACGAUCCAGUGGCUCUGAUCCACAAACGGUCAUUAGCGACACAGUAGUCCUUCCUGUUGGCACAGUUAAGGUGAAGGUAGCAGCUCAUCCUUCUCCACACAGCCCCACAUCCAGACACAACCCCUUCAACGAGGACUCAGACACCAACACCACCAACACCUCAGCCGAUGUCACGCCAGUUCACGUGGCCAGUCGCUACAAUUCCACUUGGGAUGACACAGAGAGCACCAGCAAAGAGCUUGAGGUCAUCAGGAUGGCCAGAAGAAGGAAACCAGCCAAGAAGCGACGAGGGAAGGGCUCCACAGAUUCCAGCAGCAGCAUCCAUAACUCUGUGUCCUCUGAUCACAUGGAAAUGGACAACAACAGUCUCCUGGCCUCGGAGGAUGUGGAUUCAUUAAACUGCACUGUAAUUCAGCUGGAUGGUGAAGUGGAAUUGAGGAGAAGCAGGGUAGGAUCAGAGGCUGUGGAGGAAGCCGAUGAGGAUGGGGUAGUGGCCCUCCUACGCCUUCCAAAGAUGACAGACACCUCCAUGGACAGUGUGGGCCAACCUCUCCGUGACGUCAUGGACCGGCUCAACGGGGCUCUGGAUAGGGAGGAGGCCUGGGAGCACCCAGAGGAGGAGGAGAAAAACAGUGAAGGCCGUGACCAGGGUCCCGAGCCCCCUGCUCAGCAGCCCUUUCGAGAGGAUUCAGGGGGCGAGCCCCCUGACCCAGCCCCAGGAGAGACGUCUUGCUCCCCUCUGGCCAGAGGCUCCAAGUUCCUGCAGGCCUCUCCUGCGCCUACGGACUUAUACUACUUUACCCCCAACAGUCCAGACUCUGCUCCCACAGGUGGUGGCUGCUAUGACUCUACAGAGCAUAGCCAAUCGCAGACUCUUUCAGGUGGCCUUGAAGAUGAAGGAGAGGCAAAAGUGCAAGCAGGACAGGGACCCGACAUGAAGAAUGAAGAGGAGGACGUACAAGGAGAGGAAGCAGACAGAAACACAUUUAGGGAGGAAGCACAACAACUACAAGAGGAGAAGCUUAGUCCCUCAGAAAGUUCUCACCCCGCGGAGUUUAAGGUGGACAAUAAUCACUUGCUUCUUCUCAUGAUCCAUGUGUUCAGAGAGAAUGAGGAGCAGCUCUUCAAGAUGGUGAGGAUGAGCACAGGCCACAUGGAGGGGGACCUGCAGCCCCUUUACCUGCUACUGACUGACUGUUACAUCUACCUGCUUAGGAAGGGUGCAGCAGAGAAGCCCUACACAGUGGAAGAUGCUGUUUCUUAUAAUGAGUUGGACUAUCUUUCAGUGGGCCUUGACCAACAGACGGUGACAGUGGUUUGCACCAACAGACGAAGAAAAUUCCUGUUGGAUACAGCUGAUGCCUCCCUGACUUUCUGGUUCCUGUCUGUUCUCAAGUCAGCCAUGGUGAAGGGCUGUCGUGAGCCUCCUUACCCUUCUGUUCUGACUGAUGCUACCAUGGAAAAACUGGCUCUCACUAAAUUUGUCUCCCAGGAGUCUCACUGUGAGGUAUCAGAGGUGUCAAUCCAACUCUAUUCACUGGUCCACUGGGAGGAUCCUAUGGACAUGACUGUAUCUCCCCAAGGUGGCCCACCAAGCUCUCAUGCACCCUCCAGCACCAAGGAAGGGACUCUGCAGUACCGAUCUGGAACCACCUACCUGGGCAAAGAGCUGUGGAAGAGCUGCUACCUUGUCCUCAGCAAUGGGAUUCUUUACCUGUAUGCAGAAAGAACUGAUGUGAUACCUCUGCUGUCAGUCACUAUGGGAGGAGAGCACUGUGGAGGCUGCCGUCGCUCAAACAGCACAGAGCGUCCCCAUGCCUUCCAAGUCAUCCUGACAGAGCGCCCCCCACUGGAGCUCAGCGCCAACAAUGAGCAGGACAUGGCGGAGUGGAUGCAGCUGCUCUGCCAGUCCGUCUCCAAAGGGGUCAUCCCUCAGGGUGUGGCCCCUACCCCAUGUAUCCCAUGCUGCCUGGUGGUGACAGACAGGAAGCUGCUAACUUGCCAUCAGGACUGUCAGACGAGCUUCUUCCGUUCGCUGGGCAGCGCUGACAUCUGUGAUGUCACUGCUGUCAGUCUCGAGGCCGACAAGGAGUACUGUGUGGUUGAGUUCGCGGCUGAUCGAGCCCAGUUCCUCCCUCCAUGGGUCUUGUACCUCAGCGGCUGUGAAGAGAGAGAUCGACUGCUGGAGGCAUUAGACAUCACAUGGAAAGCCAUUUUCCAGGUUGACCUUCCUCACAGAGAGGUGUCUGAUCCUUCGGUGCAGAAGCGUUGUAGUGAGGCCCUCGCCCUGAUGAAGAGCGCCUGGCAGAGGGCAGACAGUCUGGCCCGAGGCAGAUCUCAGCGUGAACCCUGGUGCUGACAGACACACACAUACAUGAAUGCGCGCCUGUGGGUAACCACAGAGACAAACAGAUGGUUUAAACAACCUGACAUAUUUCUGUGAUAGUGUGAGAAAGAGAUUUGGAUAUCACGGUCUGUGUUACUGCAAACCACUGAGUUCUAAGCUGACAGAUAAACCAAUCAGAUGUGGUGUCAGCCUGUGAUGAACUAAUUUACUGAUGAAAUGUUCCCAUCAGAGAAACGUCCUGCAGAAGUAGCAAUGCAUAUGGCACAUCACAUCGCAAAGAUGCAGCAGUGAGACAUUCGCACUUGAAAUGAAUUGAAAUGAACGAACCUCCAGUAGAGUUAUUUGAUCCUGGUGAUACAUUACCAUUAUUCCUUUGUUAGGGGCUCUUCAAACAUAGCUGCAGUGUAGAAAAAAAUAUACUUCAUCAGGGAAGUCAGAUGUGAUACAGAGUGCUCUCAAUGGAAAAAAAAGCUCUGCAGGAAAUGGUGACAGAUAAAUGUACAACGCACAUACACUAGUUGUGUCAUGAGAACACUUUGAAAACAACCUUCAGUACAUCAUGGACUCAAACAUAGCCUGAUUAACUGAGUCAUUUUUACUUUUAGGAUUUUGUCUCCACAAGUAAACGUGAAACGGUUUACCUCAGUGGAUAAUCCAUCUGAAAACGAACACUUAAGUAAGGAUUUCCUCUUAUAACCCUUGACUAUGAGUCAGGGAUAAACUACAUAUUUAUUACAUUGAGAAAGCUGAGUGGGAAGGAAGACAAUGAUCCGUUACUAGUAGCUUCCCUGUAUAGUGAGAUAAGAGAAUUACUAAUUGUUUCUUUAACAAACCGGUAUGGAUACUUCUUGUGAUAUAUUUUGGACCCCACUGUAUCAAGAAAGCCAUAAAUGAAGGGGGCAGUUGCUGCUUGUUUUCCAUGUGGGAAAAUGUCACACUCCUUGCCUUUCACACUCACAAUAUAUACAUAUGUAUAUAUCAGUAACGCUCUCUACUUGCACAACUCACAAAACUGUGAUGUGAUGAUCAAAGUCACUCCUGGCUUACUAAGAGUUGGAAGAUGUUAUACUGUACCCUAACUGUGGUAUGAUUAUAGAGCAAAUGUACAUUAUUGUAAAGUAUCAGCGCAUAAUUCAUCAUUGAUGGUUGUGUAUGUGUCUGACAUUCAGUUUUGGUUUGUCUAAGGGCACAUACCUCUUCACCGGAUUAUUCUCACAUCCAUGUUGUACGUUAGCCCAAGAGAAUGAGCAUCUCAAAAUGAAGUAUGCCUGGAUAGUUAACAGUUGCACUCUUACGUGACAUGCUCAUGCCUGUGUCGUUUAUCUUACUGAUGUAAAUGUUGUCACUCAGAUAAAAAAAAAAGAAGAAAAAAAAACCUAUCAGGAAACGCAGCAGACUUGCCUUUUUCUCCACUCUCUCGACACGAGCGGAGGCUUCCCUGCACAUUGUUUUUGCUGAUGGUCUUUUUUUUUUUAAUGGUACCAAUUGUAGCUUUGUGUUAUAAUAUAACAUUCUGUUUUAUUUCCAUUUUAGGUAAAAGUGGGAACAGUUGAUAUUAAAUUAUUCAGUAGAGCGGUGACAUUGUCUUGGUAUUGACGUGGUAUUGUGCCUGCGUUAGCAGAUGUGGACUUCUUUAGUGUGGGUAGACAUCAUGUAAGAUAUUACGGACUGUGUGAAGAAUCCUUCACUGACUGAGAGCUACAAGUUGUCUUAGCUUCUGGUUUUUAUUUUACACCAGUGGUUGGUGGCAUCAACAGUAAGCUUUGGCCACUCUACUUGGUAGAAGACCCUGGAUUAGAACAUCCUCUUCUAAGCUAGAUAUCACUUUGUGGUGGAGGACUGUGUUUGAGGUGCAGAAAAUCCCCUAAAUAGCCUUUCAACUUAGAGCAGGUUUAGCACUUAUUCUUAGCAGAUCAUUGCUUUGUAUCAAAUAUUAAAGCUUAAGAAUUAGAAACUCCUACAUUAACCCUUCAAAUUAUAGUCAGUGGGUGGUAGCGCGGAUGUUACCAUCUGUCCUUAACAUUAACAUUGAUUAGAGUGAUACUGCUUUUUUUUCUGUAAUGACAGUGUUGCCUUUUUGACAGCCUUGACUGAACUGGAUGAAAUGGCAAUUUUGUUUAAAUGAAGCACUAUUUUUCUGUUUAGUAGUUGCCUUACACUGUACAGUUUGGCUGACUGCAUUGGAGAACUCUAACAAUCGUCUUAGUUUAUGAUGUGGAUUUAGGGCAGGUCAGAAGUGUGCUGUAUGUAUGGGACGGGAAUCAAACCUUAAUGCUCUGAGUGCAGACAUUAUGGUGUCUCUGCCAAAUGUUGCAUUUUUAGCAAAGUAAGGUAUUUAUUAAAAAAAACUGUCCUGGUAAAAAUACCAAAAUUUAGGCACUGAACAGGCACCAGUAUAUAAAAACGUUCACAUGAUACCCAGUUCUCUACAUACAGUGUGUCACUUGCUUGCAUAUGUUUGUACAAACGUCUGUCUUUCUCAGUCACCCCGUGUAACCUUUACGUCAGCAUUACUCAGUGCUUCAAGCCUUUCUAAGUGCCACUUGGUCUCGCUUAUCUUCUGCUCUUUUACCAAGAAAUCUAAUCUCAGGUGAAAAAGGUACUUCACAAUCAAAACCUUAAGAGUCACCGUGCAUUUUUUUUUUAAAUUGCUGCUUUUUUGUCUAAUUCAGUAUUUUUUAUAUCUGUUUUUCUACUUUGGUUCCUCCCAUGUUCCAUGCAGCAUUAUGAAGUUAUUUUGCGCACACAGAGAAGACUGCAAAGUGAAACCAAUUGGUGGAAAAAGGUUUUAUGUAGAAGUCCUUUAAUAAUUCAGUGGGUUCCAAAAUAGGAUUGGUUGGCUGUGUAUUUGAAAUCCUCCCUCUCCCCCCUCCAGUGGAUUACUUAAGGACUUUUUGACCUGGGAGAGAACAGUUGCAAUAGUUGGAUUUACUUGAAAUGUUUUUUGGAUUAUCAGUUUAAAAAAAGUGCUUAGAGUUCUGACCCAUGAAGUGUAUAUAAAGAAGAGUUUCUGAGCAGUGUUUUGAAUGUGGGACAUUGCUGGCCAAUGAUGGUUGACAUCUUUUGAGUGAUGCAUUGUGAAAAAGCGCCUCUUGAUUUUGUUCAUAAAUGUAUACUGCAUGUAAUAUUUAUGUUAUGUUUAGUAGUGUUAUUGAAUUGUAAAUAGAGCACUAAUCAAGUAUAACAUACUGUAAACUCACACAUACAGUAAAGACGUGCAUGUCCAGAUGGUUUUAUACUGUUCAUAAUGGUAAUGAAUGUACAAAUAAACCUUUGUGAUUGGACAGCAUAACUGAAUAAAAUGGCUCCUGUGGCGAUA